Molecule: messenger RNA, 6139 nt
Organism: Mustela erminea (ermine)
Lineage: Eukaryota; Metazoa; Chordata; Mammalia; Carnivora; Mustelidae
Gene: THSD7B
Product: thrombospondin type 1 domain containing 7B
Exons: 29
Coding region: 107-4849 (1580 amino acids)
Biological process (GO): actin cytoskeleton organization
Cellular component (GO): plasma membrane
Source: RefSeq, a predicted model, not a curated record
AUCUUUCUUGCGCUCGGGAAGCUCGGGGCUCGGCGGCUCCCAGAGGCUGCGGCGGUGGCUCCAGCAAGGCGGGAAUAGGCAAGUCAAGAGGCUGAAAAUCUGAAGAAUGUUUUCAAAGGGUAAUCUGGCUGUCCCUUGCUGGUUAUGGAGGAGCAUGAGGAAGCUAUUUCUAUUACUUUCUGUCUUGCUGUCCCAUGCAGCUCAUUUGGAAGGCAAAAAGGAUAAUCAGUUCAUCUGGAAACCAGGCCCCUGGGGAAGGUGUACGGGCGACUGUGGACCGGGAGGAGUGCAGAGUCGCGCGCUGUGGUGUUUCCACGUGGAAGGGUGGACGAGUCCCACCUCCAACUGCGACGAGAACCACAGGCCUCCCAAGGAAAGAAGUUGCUUCCGGGUGUGUGACUGGCACAGCGACCUCUUCCAGUGGGAGGUCUCCGACUGGCACCGCUGCGUGCUGGUUCCCGCCAGCGCCGGCCAAGCCCCGCCUCGGACCGCGGAGUGCGUGACGGCGCAGCACGGGCUGCAGGACCGCACCGUGCGCUGCGUUCAGAAGUUGAACAGAACCAGGGUCGUCAAUGAGAUUUGUGAACACUUUGCCCCUCAGCCGCCCGCAGAACAAGCUUGCCUCGUGCCCUGCCCCCGGGAUUGUAUCGUAUCGGAGUUCUCCCCGUGGUCCGAGUGCAGCGAGGGCUGUGAGAAGCAACUGCAGCACAGGACGCGGGCGGCCAUCGCUCCCCCUCUCUAUGGCGGGUCUCAGUGCCCCAACCUGACCGAGUCCAGGGCCUGUGACACUCCCAUUUCCUGUCCUCUUGGCGAAGAGGAAUACACUUUCAGCCUUAAAGUAGGACCGUGGAGUAAAUGUAGACUGCCUCAUCUUAAAGAAAUUAACCUCAGUGGAAGAGCUGUUCUGGAUUUCAGCUCUGAUUCAAAGGAGCGAGUCACCUUUCGACAUCAAAGUUACAAGCCACAUCACCUCUCCAGGCCCUGGGACUUAGGCAUAGGUUAUCAAACCCGGCAGGUCUGGUGCACCAGAAGUGAUGGGAAAAAUGCCAUGUUAAGCCUUUGCGUGCAAGACUCCUUCCCUUUGACUGUCCAGUCUUGCAUCAUGCCAAAAGAUUGUGAAACCACUGAGUGGUCCUCCUGGAGCCCCUGCUCUAAGACGUGUCGUUCAGGAAGUCUCUCACCAGGAUUUAGGAGCAGGCGCCGGAAUGUGAAGCAUGUUGCUAUUGGGGGUGGAAAGGAGUGCCCUGAACUUCUCGAGAAAGAGGCCUGCAUUGUUGAAGAACUCUUACAGCCAUGUCCCAGGUAUGCCUGGAGGACCUCUGAAUGGAAAGAAUGCCAAGUCUCUCUUCUCCUCAAGCAGCAGGACCCCCACUGGCAUGUGACGGGACCCGUUUGUGGAGGAGGGAUCCAGACCCGGGACGUAUACUGUGCCCAGAGCACACCAGUGUCCACUGCACAGAAGGCCAAGGAAGUCUCUAGACCUGUGAAAAAGACUUCAUGCUUGGGACCUGCCCCUUCAGCCUCUCAGCUUUGCAAUCUCCCUUGCUCUACAGACUGUGUAGUAUCUUCCUGGUCAGCUUGGGGCCUGUGCGUCCAUGAAAGCUGCCGCGAUCCUCAGGGGAGAAAAGGGUUUAGACUGAGACGGCGCCAUGUCCUCAUGGAAUCCACAGGGCCUGCAGGCCACUGCCCUCAUUUGGUGGAGUCGGUUCCUUGCGAGGAUCCAAUGUGUUACCGGUGGCUGGUGUCUGAAGGGAUCUGUAUCCCUGAUCAUGGAAAAUGUGGCCUGGGGCAUCGCAUCCUGAAGGCCGUCUGCCAGAAUGACCGAGGAGAAGAUGUAUCAGGGAGUCUCUGCCCAGCAUCUCCGCCUCCUGAAAGGAUGGCUUGUGAAAUUCCCUGCCGAAUGGAUUGUGUGCUGAGUGAGUGGACAGAGUGGUCAUCUUGUUCCCAGUCUUGUUCAAAUAAAAACUCAGAUGGGAAACAGACCAGGUCAAGGACUAUCCUGGCAUUGGCGGGAGAAGGUGGAAAACCAUGUCCCCCUAAUCAGGCCCUCCAAGAAUAUCGUUCAUGCAAUGACCAUUCCUGUAUGCAACUCUACUGGGAAACAUUACCUUGGGGCCCCUGUUCUGAAGACACAUUGGUAACUGCUCUUAAUGCAACCAUUGGCUGGACUGGAGAAGCUACAUGUGGUGUGGGCAUUCAGACACGGAGGGUCUUUUGUGUCAAGAAUCACGUGGGACAAGUGAUGGCCAAAAGAUGUCCAGAUUCAACUCGGCCCGAAACAGUGCGUCCUUGCCUUCUCCCGUGCAAAAAAGACUGUAUUGUGACAGCUUUCAGUGAGUGGACGCCCUGCCCGAGGUCCUGCCAACCAGGAAAUGCCACAGUAAAACAGUCUCGAUACAGGAUUAUCAUCCAGGAAGCAGCCAAUGGAGGCCAAGAAUGCCCAGAUACCUUAUUUGAAGAGCGAGAGUGUGAAGAUAUUUCAUUGUGUCCCAUAUAUCGAUGGAAGCCACAGAAAUGGAGCCCUUGUAUAUUGGUGCCAGAGUCUGUCAGGCAGGCGAUAAUGGGCACCAGUGAAGCCUGUGGAAAGGGGGUACAAACAAGAGCGGUCUCCUGUGUCUCUGAUGAUAACCAGUCGGCAGAAAUGAUGGAAUGCCUCAAGCAGACAAAUGGCAUGCCUCCCCUUGUACAAGAAUGCACAGUCCCGUGUCGAGAUGACUGCACCUUCACGGUUUGGUCCAAGUUUACUCCCUGCUCCACAAAUUGUGAAACAACCCGAAGUCGACGGCGACAGCUCACAGGGAAAAGCAGGAAGAAAGAGAAAUGCCAGGACUCUGACCUGUACCCUCUCAUAGAAACAGAACUGUGCCCUUGUGAUGUAUUUAUAUCUCAGCCUUAUGGAAACUGGUCAGAUUGCAUUCUUCCAGAAGGCAGAAGGGAGUCUCAACGAGGAUAUCGGGUACAAGGAGACAGCAAAGAAUGUGGAAAAGGCCUGCGCUUUCGAGCAAUAGCCUGCUCUGAUAAAAACGGAAGACCUGUUGACCCCUCCCACUGCAGCAGCUCUGGUUAUAUUCAAGAAGAGUGUGUCAUCCCAUGCCCAUUUGAUUGCAAGUUAAGCGACUGGUCUAGUUGGGGGUCUUGCAGCUCAUCUUGUGGGAUUGGAGUGCGAAUUCGGUCCAAAUGGCUAAAAGAAAAACCUUACAAUGGAGGUCGCCCAUGUCCCAGACUGGAUCUCAAGAAUCAGGCUCAGGUGCAUGAGGCAGUCCCUUGCUACAGUGAAUGCAAUCAGUAUUCGUGGGUGGUAGAACACUGGUCUCCAUGCAAAAUCCACAAUGAACUGAGGUCUCUACGCUGUGGAGGAGGAACGCAAUCUAGGAAAAUCAGAUGUGUGAAUGCUGCUGAUAGUGAAGGGGGAGCUGUGGAUAAUAGCCUAUGCAGCCAGGAUGAAAUUCCCCCAGAAACCCAGUCCUGCUCUCUUCUGUGUCCCAGUGAAUGUGUCAUGUCUGAGUGGGGAUCUUGGAGCAAAUGCCCACAGUCAUGUGAUCCUCACUCAACGCAGAGAAGAACCCGCCAUCUGCUAAGACCCUCACUGAAUUCAAGGACAUGUGCUGAAGACUCACAGGUGCGCCCUUGCCUCCUCAAUGAAAAUUGCUUCCAGUUCCAGUACAAUCUAACAGAGUGGAGCACAUGCCAGCUGAGUGAAAAUGCCACCUGUGGGCGAGGCGUCAGGACCCGCCUUCUGAGCUGUGUGCGCAGUGACGGCAAGCCAGUUGGUGUGGACCAGUGUGAGCAGCGUAACUUGGAGAAGCCUCAGAGAAUGAGCAUUCACUGCCUGGUGGAAUGUGCAGUCAACUGUCAGCUCUCGGGGUGGACAGCAUGGACCGAAUGUUCAAAGACCUGUGGCCAUGGAGGUCAAAUGAGCCGGGCUCGAUUCGUCAUUAUGCCAACCCAAGGAGAAGGACGGCCAUGCCCAACAGAGCUGACCCAGCAGAAAACCUGCCCAGUGACGCCUUGCUACAGCUGGGUCCUUGGCAACUGGUCUGCAUGUAAAUUGGAGGGUGGAGACUGUGGGGAAGGAGUCCAGAUCCGCAGCCUGUCCUGCAUGGUCCACAAUGGUUCAAGCUCUCAGUCAGCUGUAAGUGUAGACGCUGCACUGUGUGGAGAAAUGCCCUUUCAAGACAGCAUCCUGAAACAGCCAUGUUCUGUGCCUUGCCCAGGAGACUGCCACUUAAUGGAAUGGUCAGAAUGGAGCACAUGUGAAUUAACCUGCAUCAAUGGAAGAAGCUUCGAGACCAUGGGCCGCCAGUCUAGGUCAAGGGCAUUUAUAGUCCAGUCUUUUGAGAACCAAGACAGCUGCCCCCAGCAGGUUCUAGAAACACGCCCCUGUACAGGAGGCAAAUGUUAUCACUACACAUGGAAAGCAAGUCUUUGGAACAAUAAUGAACGAACUGUAUGGUGCCAACGUUCAGAUGGCAUUAAUGUCACAGGAGGCUGCGCCCCUCAGGCACGUCCUGCUGCUAUUCGGCAGUGUAAUCCAGCCUGCAAAAAACCUUUCUCUUACUGUACACAGGGUGGAGUCUGCGGUUGUGAGAAGGGCUACAGAGAGAUCAUGAGGUCAAAUGGUUUCCUGGAUUACUGUAUGAAAGUACCUGGCUCUGAGGAGAAAAAAGCUGAUGUGAAGAACCUUGCGGGGAAAAACAGACCUGUGAAUUCAAAGAUACAUGACAUUUUUAAAGGAUGGUCACUUCAACCUCUUGAUCCAGAUGGCCGAGUAAAAAUUUGGGUUUAUGGCGUCUCAGGUGGAGGUUUUCUUAUCAUGAUUUUCCUAGUAUUUACUUCCUACCUUCUUUGAUAAACAGAGCUCUGUGAACCUAUAUCUGAGGAAUUCUUUUCCCUUUGCAGCAAGAAGCCAAAACCACAUCAAAGCACACCUCCCCAACAGAAGCCUCUGACCUUAGCCUACGACGGAGACUUAGACAUGUAACCUGAAAAAGAAAUCCAAAUGUAGACAUCAACUGCCUUAACCGCUUUCUCUUUUGUAGCUCUCAGACUUCUCAGUUUUUUGAGGAAUCUCAUGAUGUGAUACAUUGGGCAGAAUACAAAUAUUGCAGAAGUAAUAUUUCCUCAACUUCAUUUGAACAUGGAGUCAAGGAUUCUUAGGUCUGCCAUUUUGCUUUCAAAUUGUUUGUGGGUGUGUGUUUAAUUUUUUGAUUUUCCCAAGGGUCCUGAAAACCCUUCUCUUCCUGUUUGGAAAUGGGAGGAAGAAAACAUGAUGGAAUUCCCACAGACUUCAGUAAACUUUAUCUUCAGCAGCAUGAUGACAAUCUGGAGGAAAGUCCAAUCAAGGCAUUUACUGUAAAUGAUGAGCCUGACACUGCUUUGUUAUGCACUAUAUUAGUGCAAGUCUUUAUUCUUCCCAUAUUUCAACACUGAGUUUUCUAGAGUUUACAUUGGUUCAAAGACUUUGAAAUUGGAUUGCCUAUUUUCAUGAACACAGAGAGAAUGGUUUACCAUUUCAGAAAUUCUCUGAGUUUUUACCUUUAAAUAUUGUAUUUUGUUUUGUAGCCAGGGGGUGAUGGCACUUCAUGGGUUGCAUUUAUUGAAAAAAAAAAUGGUGUGGGCAUAACUGCUGGUCUAGAUGAAAGCUAGGUGGUUGCUGAAUGAAAUAUGUAUUGAGUGUUAGGUGAUUACAUUGGAGAGUGAGGUAGAUUAUUUGAUUACUAAAACUAUUUUAACAGAAAUUUAGCCAUGUAGAUAUAAUACUAUACCAUACACACAGGUUAUUCAGUUUAAUGAUAACAAACUCUGCUUUUGUAAUUUCAAUUUUCUUAUCUGAAUAUUUAUAAAUUCUUUUUUUGAAUUUAAUUAUCUGACCUCAUUUAAUAUACAUCAAACACCAAUCCUGUUUGUAGCAAGUCUUGCUUUUAUAAGGUUUCAAUAAUACCUAAACACAUUAAAGAGCUGAAACCAUUUUAUGAAGAUAAUUGUUUGUAAUUGUAGAUGUUGAGAGUAAGAAGGUGCCAUCUUGUGGUAUUGACUUGUAUUUAUAACAAAUAAAGUGCUCAAGAGACUGAGAUAUUGCCUAUUCUAGACUUAUUCACUUAUGAAAUGCCCUUGCCUUGACAAAAAACAGUUUUGCUGU